AUGUCGUUUAGUAUCGAAAAAGCUGCUGAUAAGCUCAAAAGACUUGACCUUACACAGCAAUCAAUUCAAUCAACAUCACAAUGGUGCCUUUUCCACUACAGGCAUCACAAAGAAAUAGUGGCCAUCUGGCUCAAGAAUCUUGAAGAAAUAUCGAAGACAAAACCAGAACGCAGUCUGGUGAGUUUCUAUCUUUGCAACGAUCUUAUUCAAUUCAGCAAGAAGAACGAGAGGAAAUUCAGAGGCUUCUUGGAAGAGUACGUGAAGAUACUCCCGAAAUCGGUGAAAUUAAUGCGUGCAUGCAUCGACAAAGAGGCAGCUGGAGAUGCUGAAGUCGAAGCUGGUCUUACAAAAAAAUACAUGCACGUUUUGAAAGUUUGGGAGGACAGAAAUAUGUUUGAUCGCAGAUUCAUAACGAGAUUAAUGCAGGUGAUGAAUAAGGGGAAACGGGUUGCCAAUGCUGCAGCACAAGAAGAAAAGAAUCGGAGGUUGGCAUCCAUAGUGAGUGAAGCUUCAGUAAAUCAACCAACUGGAACGCAAGCUGGCAUUCCGGAUGAUUUGAAAGCAGUGGUAAAGAAAUACAUACAAUUAGAGCAAUUGACAGAUAAAAGCUUGGAUGGAUUCACGAGGAUGAGCACAGGCUAUAACCAGCUAGUGAAGAAUUCGCAGAACUUGCCAGAACCAAGUGAAUUUGUGGUUAAGCUCGGGAAGUUAGAGCAUUUGUCAUCUCUGAUUGCAAGCUCGAUCGAAAAAGUGAGUAAAUCAAGAGAUGACAUUAUCGAGGAGCUUAAAAAGUUGAUUGGUGUCCAGGAGGACUGGAAGCAACUUGAUGGUGGCAAAGUUAAGAAGCUCCAAACGAUGAGUUCUGAUAUUUCAAGCCGUAAGAAGGAGAUUCAGAAACUGGUGGAUGCAACUGUUGCAAACACGAAUGGUAUGCAAACUGCAGUUGACGAGGAUAUUUCACCAAACUACGAAUCUGUUGUCCAUGGAGAUCAGAUGCACAAGAAUGGUGAUGCUACGGCUGUAAAGAGUGAUGAUGAAAAAAACGGGAAAGUUGUGGAUGGUGAUAAUGAUGAUGAUGAUGAUGAUUUGCCAACUUAUAGUCUGGGUACGGAAACUGCCGAAAAAGCUGAUGAUGAUGAUGAUGACGAUGACGAUGACGAUGAUGACGAUGAUGACGAUGACGAUGACGAUGAUGACGAUGAUGACAAUGAUAAAAAGGAUAGUGAUGAUGGUGAUGGUACUAAUACUAAAAAUAGCGAAGUGCCAACUCCACUUAAAAGCUCGUUAAAGCGUAAUUUCGGAGAUUAUGACAAUGCACAACCUGCUAAGAAGGUGAAAUUUGCAGAGCCAGAGCCAGUUGCGACAUCGGAAUUGAGUAAUGAUAUUGAUGAUGAUGAUAAAGAUAAUUCUUCAGGUGAUGCACCAGCGGGUGGUGAUUUACUCUCAAUAUUGAAUCAGUUGACGUGA
Molecule: messenger RNA, 1467 nt
Organism: Brettanomyces bruxellensis
Lineage: Eukaryota; Fungi; Ascomycota; Pichiomycetes; Pichiales; Pichiaceae
Exons: 1
Coding region: 1-1467 (488 amino acids)
Biological process (GO): mRNA 3'-end processing
Cellular component (GO): RNA polymerase II, holoenzyme
Molecular function (GO): RNA polymerase II complex binding
Source: RefSeq, a predicted model, not a curated record